Humulus lupulus (European hop) is the source of this 549-nucleotide messenger RNA. Its product is annotated as secreted RxLR effector protein 161-like. The transcript is spliced from 4 exons. Bases 1 to 549 code for a protein of 182 amino acids. NCBI's taxonomy places the organism in Eukaryota, Viridiplantae, Streptophyta, Magnoliopsida, Rosales, Cannabaceae. The record is from RefSeq and is a predicted model, not a curated record.
AUGAAUAAUGCAAAGAAUACUAGCACACCUCUUCCAAGUCUGCUUCAGCUUUCAUCAAAUCAAAGUCCUAAUACAAAAGAAUAUGAAUACAUGAGUCAAGUGCCUUACUCUGCAACUGUGGGAUCAAUAAUGUAUUCGAUGGUUAGCACCAGACUUGACUUAGCUUACUCAAUCAGCAUUCUCAAGACGUACAUGUCAAACCAAGGUGAUAAAGAUUCAAGAAAGUCUACUAUUUCUUAUGUUUUCAUGAUCUCAAGGAAGUGUGUUAGUUUGAAAUCUCAGCUUCAGCCUAUGAUUAAUCUAUCUACUAUGGAGGUUGAGCAUGUUGCUGCUACAGAAGCCAUCAAGGAGGCCCUUUGGAUACAAGGUGAAGAAGUUGGUGUUAGAGAAUCUAAUAGCUGCCAAUUCAUUGCACUCCUGCAGAAGAAUAAGAAAAUCUACUCUAAUUUUUGUUUUGAUAAUGAGCUUGAGAAGACGCACGAGUUUGAGAGAUGGAGAUCCGGCUGGGUUCUGGGUUCGUCAGAUGGAGAUGCAGCUGAAGAAUGGUGA